Aspergillus bombycis is the source of this 1560-nucleotide messenger RNA. RefSeq lists its product as uncharacterized. Bases 1 to 1560 code for a protein of 519 amino acids. NCBI's taxonomy places the organism in Eukaryota, Fungi, Ascomycota, Eurotiomycetes, Eurotiales, Aspergillaceae. The transcript has 2 exons. The record is from RefSeq and is a predicted model, not a curated record.
AUGUCUUAUCAUCGGAUCCUCCCCAGACCUGAUACUUGGGACAGUGAGACCCCUUCAGUCGACCAUGCUCAGUCGACUAGUGGCCCUGUUCAGUAUCGGCCAAAGAACAGUGCUGUUUUCAAAGCUUCCUCUGAGGAAAUGCAGAUUGACCUCAGAUCAGAAGGUGCGUUUCCAUUUACACUCAACGACCCCAUGUGGACCUGUCGGUUGACUUUCAACCGCCUUGAGAGCGUCUGCUCGAAUGUUCCAAAGAACAUGGACUGCCAAUGCUGUUCGGGGGAUGAGCGUCACACCCAGAGGCAGGAUGAAGACGGCGACACCCGUAGGGGAAGCCCAGCUCAAGGAUAUGAUAGCCCAGUGCAAGAUCUGAGGAUCGCGUCGGCGGUUCAAAACAGAACAUGUCCGCCUACGUCAUUGCCGCCUGUCACAUCCUUGUUUUGGAGUAUCAAUGAUAGGUUUGCCCAAUCAAAUGUUCUACAGGGAACGAAGGACUUCCCUGAUGGCGGCCCUAUGGCGGCGUCGCAUCAUUGGGGCGCACCCCUUUCACACCAGCCUCAGUGUGACAGCGACACAAUGGAAGAUAACGGCCUGGACACAAAUAAUCUCCAGCCUGGGCCUUCUUCAAACACUGAGGGAUGGAAUGACCAAAGCCUGACAUCUUUCACACAUAUAUCUUCCGGGGAACGCAGCGACGAAAACAUGCUACGCAUUUCUCCAUUAAUACGGACGCCACACAAGCCUAGAGCGCACUCACAGCAUGGGCACGCUCAGUGCCAGCAUCUGACAGCUACUGGUCCUACCUCUACCCCGGAGAUCACAGCAAAACUACUCUCAGUUUUCAAUAAGAUUGGCACGCUAGCCUAUUGCUCGCCGCCCAUCAAUCCCGCGUUUCAAAAGAGCGGCUCUCGGGGUCCAGUGAUAUCGGUAGAUGGACAGGACCCGUCGAGUGUCAAAUCUAUAAUCGACUAUCUUCACAGUACCCUACCAAUGGAAGGAUUCCGGACCAGGGUUUUCAAGGGACCAGAAGCUCGUCCCCGACAUAUGUCACGACGGAAAUAUGGUCCCAUAGUUGAAUAUCUGAAUAACAUCUCCGCAUGGCAUCCCAUCUCAGCCCAAGUUGUCGAUUAUAUCCAGCACCCAUACCGAGGGCUACGGGCCAAGUCGAAGCGUAGUGACGACCUGGGAAACGGGCCUGUGCUGGUCUCACGCGACACAGGUUACCCACUUCCUGUUGCGCUCAUCGGAAGAUAUCAGCUCACAACCGUGGAUGCAUUUGCUUGUGAGAUAUCUGUUGACGACCCCUAUUCGCAAAUGACUCACCAACAGUGGAUGGAAUCUCUCUGGCGUGGCUGUGUCGGUCCCGACAUCGUUGUGUACAUCCAAGAUCACGAAAAUUCGGAGAUGGGAUCGUCACAGGAUCUCGUGUACAGUGCUCGCUUACAGGACACUCUUGGAAUCGUGAUCCCGCGUGCUAAAGGGUCAUCCAAGGAGCCCAAGGAGAGAGUUUUGAGACAUGUUGUCUGGGCUAUUGAUUCUAUCGUAAUGAGCACUCGCGCGUAA